Messenger RNA from Closterium sp. NIES-67, 3407 nucleotides. Lineage: Eukaryota; Viridiplantae; Streptophyta; Zygnematophyceae; Desmidiales; Closteriaceae. The record is from the annotation of a GenBank genome assembly.
AUUUCGGUCGAUGAGAUCUUCCUGCUGCUCUAUCACAUGCAGUUUGAGCCAGAGCAGGGUUCUGCUCCAUCCGUCCACUGAGCUCUUUCAAACAGCAUAUGAUCGUUCAAGCUGGAAGUUGAGCUUCCAAAGAAGGAAAUUCUUUAAGGAUCCACUCCCCUCAGUUCCCAGUUCUCACCGCGAGGCAGCCUGACUCGAUCAUCAGCAGGCUACUAGGAGGUCCUAGGACUUUUAUUACUAAGUUAGUACUAGUAAUAAUAGUAGUUGUCUGCCUGUCAUUAACGGUUAAUGCGGUGGCCCAUCUUGUUGCUGACCCCUUGGAUCAAAUUACUACUACUAGAAACAGAUGAGGUUUGUGUCAAGUUUGAGACCUAGAAACGAGAUGUCCAACGGCGCUACUAAGCAGAGGAGCAGGAGAAUAGCUGGAGCACUUUGGACGCCGGAGGAAGACAAUAUCUUAUUGGCCCACGUGGCAAAGCAUGGCACACACAAUUGGUUACUUGUCAAAUCCAUGGGCCUGCUGCCCACGCGAAAUCACAAGGCGUGCUGUAACCGCUAUAUUCUGCUCAAGAGGAAGCUGUCCAAGCUGGGUCAUCUCACAGCACACAUGGACAUGGCUGCAAAAGGGGAGAUUCCUGCUGUGCCCACCAUGCCUGCGGUGGCUGCUGUGCCACUGUUGACUGCUGUGCCAACGGUGGCUGCAGAUGGUGGCUUGACACGAGACACUGCGAAGGCUGCGAAAGCUGGGAUGGCUGCUGUGCCGACGGUGCCUGCGAAUGCGGCUGCUGUGCCAACGAUGCCCCGGGCGACUGGGACGGCUGCUGCACCAACAAUGCCUGCGAAUGCUGGAAUGGGGACGGCGAAGACAACGCAGCAGACUCUAGAUGAACGAGAUGAAUGUCUUUUUAGAGCCUCAUUCUGUCAUCAGCAGCACUCCUGCUGUCGUCAGCAGCAGUUCAGAUCGUGUCAUCAGCACCACGCGUCGUCUCAGCAUCAGCACACGCCAAACCAUCAACAAUGGGACACGGAAACAAUCAUGGCUGAGAGCAGCCCUCUGAUGCGGGGGAUGCAGAACUCAACCGCAGCUGCAAAAGCAGAGUGCUCGUGCAAGAGAGCUUCAGGAGAGCCAUUUGCAUCUGCUACACUCGACCUUCAGAUUGAAUCAGCAACAACAGUGAUGAGCCAAGCCAAUAUGGAGGAUGAAGCAGCAGAAGCAGCCAGUGAUGAGAUGAUGGUUGGAAUUACAAGCCCAGCAGCAAUGUCCUCACACUCCCUAUGUGCACCCAAGUGCGUACACAUUCCGACAUCGCGAAUCAUCCGUUCAGCGCCAAAAGAAAGCCUUCAAACUCCACAGAUGCACCUGUCAGGAUCAGAGCAUUGCCUUCCAGUGUUCCCCUCUCAACCGCUUCUCCAGGCCACAUCCGAGUCAUCAACCUCGAAACCAUUCGCUGCGCAUCUACUUCCCCCUCAUCGUACUGUUUCUCUUACUCUCCCUCCUAUUCGCCCUCCUACUCUCGAUCUUCCUCCUACUCGCCCUCCCACUCCUCCAACUACCCCCACUACUCUCCCACCUCCGCUCUCCCUUCCUCAUGGGAAAGUGGACAACGGAACCUCAAUUCUGGUCGCAGCACCUGCACAGGAAUUGAAGGGUGUUGAAACCACAUGCUUGGUCGACUCGCCUAUGCAGGACCUGGAGGAGAUUGAAGCCUUCUUGGGUGCCCUACCUGAUCAGACGAAUUUGCAGAUGCCUCAGCAGGUGCAUCAGCAGGUGCAUCAGCAAGAGAAUUCUGCGGAGGGAAUCAAUGCCUACUGCAGUUUGCCAGUUGUUGCGAAUCAGAGGCCACUUGUCUACCAUGCAGCACAGGGUGCAGUCUCUGCUGACACCAGCCAUAGGCAUCAGCACGUACCUGCUGGGGAUGCUGCUGCUAAUGCGCCUCCUCCCUCUGCUGAUAUGGCUCCUCCUCUCUAUGCUGAUGCGGCUCGUUUUCCUACUUCUCCUUUUGCACAUGCUCCUUCCCCUACUGCUCCUUUCCCAUCUGCUCCUUGCCCCACGGUGCCUUCUGCCGCUUCUUCUCUUUCUGCCGGUGCAAUUCUACUCGCCUUUGCUGAUUUGCUCUCUGCUGCUGCCGUAUCUCCUGAUCUACCUGGCCCGCGCUGUGCUGCCAUGGCUGCCGUGGCUCCGACUGUCAGUUCUGAUUGGCCGGCAGCCAUCGACGCCGCCGCUUCAACCGCUGCCAUUGAUGGCGCGAUUGCAUCGCUCCUUAUUCAGGCGGAGCUGAUCAGAAUCAACAAUGCCCGGCUGCUGCUAGCUCCUAUACCUCCAACAUCCGCAACAGCCGUUCAGGUUGCCCCAGCACCCUCUCCCCGCCACCCAAAACUCACAGCGCGCCCCUCUGCACCUCUCUCGGUCGCUCUUUUUGCCCCUCUUUCUAUCCCUCUUUCCACCCCACUUACCACUCCUUCUGGCCCCUUUUCCGCCCCACUUUCUGCUUCACAGCCGACAUCGCAGUCCAGAACACCCGUUCUUCGUAUUCCACCUUUAUCACUGCCACCUGCUGCUCCCCCCUCUGCUGCUGCUCCUCCUGCUGCUGCCGCUCAUCAACCUUCUCCUCCUCCUCCUACACCCCCUCCCCCUGCUGCUGCUGCUGCUGCUGCUGCUGCAGCUGCUACGCCUGCCACUAUCAGUUCACUGUUUCUCGGGCCGUCUAGCUCUGCUGCUGUUGCUGCUGCCGAUGGCCGUGCUGCUGAUGCUGCAGCAGAGGCGCGGCUGAAGCCGGAUGAGCUGUUUGAAGCGUGGUGCAAUGGGCCCUUCGCGAGGAUGAGCUGUUUGUAGCAUGGCAUAAUGGUCGUUCUCAAGUGGGUGAGUACAUGGCAUGGCAUGGCUUGGCAUGCAUCAAGAUAUUAUGGCAUCGCUUGAUAUCCAGUAGUAUGUAUGGGAUGAUGCCGUGUGUGGCGAUCCAGCUGUUGUGUGCUGCCACAAAUUGCUAUUUAUUGGUACAUAUUUCAGCAUGUUGGUUGAUUUUUCCAUGGUGGCAUUCCUGCAUGGCAGGUUCUCCACAGCAUCUGACCAGAGCUUUGAAUCUCUGCCCAUUCACGUACAACUAGAUGGAGGUUUUUGAACGUGUUCCUCCACACCUUGCAUCAGACGCGCCUUGGAAAAAGCUCAUGUGGUCCUGUUGUGCAGUUGAAUUGCCUGAUUACAUGGCCCGGUCCGGCUCAGUUCAGCUCAGUCCGAGCCGACGCGAGCGUGCAUGGUGCACUUGGGCUGUAUCAAGGUUACCAUCAUUGUGCGGGAUGGCAUGUACCCUGCCCACUGUCCUUCAAAGUUAGAGUGCAAUAGGAGCUCGGUUCGAUAGCCUAUGGUACCAGCCUUUUUGCAAAAUGGCAAUGCAUUGAUGACUUGUAGA